Molecule: messenger RNA, 4531 nt
Organism: Chelmon rostratus (copperband butterflyfish)
Lineage: Eukaryota; Metazoa; Chordata; Actinopteri; Chaetodontiformes; Chaetodontidae
Product: serine/threonine-protein kinase 35-like
Exons: 3
Coding region: 107-1318 (403 amino acids)
Biological process (GO): axon extension; autophagosome organization; autophagy
Cellular component (GO): autophagosome; cytoplasm
Molecular function (GO): ATP binding; protein serine/threonine kinase activity
Source: RefSeq, a predicted model, not a curated record
CACUCAAAUGAGGGAGAGUGAGGAACUGAAGGUGAACUGUUGACAUUUACAACAUGUGGACAUUUUUGUACUUAAUAAUUGAAUCGUGAAGGAAUCACGCGGACAUAUGGAUACAGUUGGUGGUGACAACUGGAGGAGACGCACAAGGAGCGCGCGAGCGUGCCGCAGACAACAAACCGGAGCACGAGCCGACGAGUCCAAUGUGCUGCGGGGUCUCAGCGUGGGAAACACGGAAGAAGAGUGUGUCAUGAAGGGGGACACCGGCCUCUUCAAGCAGGACAACCUGGAGCAGAGGGUCAUGGCUCCCCGAUACAACCUGCUACGGGAGGUGGGAAGGGGCACAUACGGCGUGGUGUACGAGGCGGUGGCACGGAGGUCCGGUGCUAAAGUUGCCGUGAAGAAACUGCGAUGCGACGCGCCGGAAAACGUGGAGCUGGCCCUGCAGGAGUUCUGGGCGCUGGCAAGUCUGGAGAAACGCCAUCAAAACGUGGUGCAGCUGGAAGAGUGUGUGCUGCAGAAAAACGGGAUGGCCCAGAAAAUGAGUCAUGGGAACAAACGGUCCAAACAGUACCUGCGGCUGGUGGAGACCUCACUCAAAGGUGAGCGAGUGCUUGGUCCUCCAGAGGAGCCUUGCUACCUCUGGUUCGUCAUGGAGUUCUGUGAAGGCGGUGACCUCAACCAGUUCAUCCUGUCUCGGCGGCCCAACUCACAAACCAACAACAGCUUUAUGCUCCAGCUGACCAGCGCCGUUGCUUUCCUGCACGAAAACAACAUCGUCCACAGAGACCUCAAACCCGACAACAUCCUCAUCUCCGAGAAGUCGGGGACUCCAGUUCUCAAGGUGGCCGACUUCGGCCUCAGUAAAGUUUGCGCAGGUUUAGGAGACACCAGUCAUGGGAAAGAAGGCGAGGACAAGAACAAAAACGUCAAUGUCAACAAGUUUUGGUUGUCAUCGACAUGUGGCUCAGACUUCUUUAUGGCCCCAGAGGUGUGGGAGGGCCACUACACAGCCAAGGCUGACAUAUUUGCCCUAGGGAUCAUCAUCUGGGCCAUGUUGGAAAGAAUUACGUUCAUUGACGCUGAGUCGAAGCGGGAGCUGCUGGGUUCAUACGUGAGACAAGGAGCAGACAUUGUGCCGGUGGGUGAGGCGCUGCUAGAGAAUCCAAAGAUGGUACUGAGCAUCCCACAGAAACGCAGGUCAUGCAUGUCUGACGGAGUGAAGAAGCUGCUGCAGGACAUGCUCGCUGUCAACCCUCAGGACCGGCCCAAUGCUUUCGAGCUGCAGGCCAGAAUGGACAAGGUUAUGUGUGCUGCAUGACCCUCAACCAGAUUGUUUUACAGACUCGUGUUUCUGUCUGGAGCUGCUACACCAGUGAGGGUCUCCCUGUGUGAAUCUGAAGACCGUGAAGAUGAGGGAAACGCAAAGGAAAGCCGCUGAAUGCUGUUCAGUCUCAAUGUUGAAAUUGAAUUUUUUGCUUUCGUUCAACUUGUUUACAGUCAGUCUGUCAAUUCUGAUUGAGAAUGUUUGCCGUGCCCUGAAUAUUAUAAUAAAGCAAGCAACAUAUUGUCUGCUGCUUAGUGGGAAGCUUGAUUAAACAGACGUAGCUAUGCCUCCAUUAAAGAAUAGAGGUCUGGAGAAAUUCCCAUCAGGAAACUCUGUGCCAAGGACACCAAGGACACCAAGGACACCAAGGACACCAAGGACACCAAGGACAGUGCAGUGUUUGACUCUAAAGUGAAGUUAGUUUACAGUGUGCAUAUAUAUAUAUAUAUGUGUGUGUGUGUGUGUUCACAGGGGUGAUCGUCUCCAGUGGUCUGACACUUAAAUUAUAUUUAAUGAAAUCAAAACACUGUGACACUGGAAACCUCUUCGAAAGCUUCAGUGAAGUCUGGUCCUGCAUAAGAUAUUUCACUUUGCUGACAGACAGUCGUGUCUCCCAUCUGUGAUCUAGUAAUCAUCAUUGCCAUGUGUUGCCCCAGUCAGAUUUGUCCCCCUUUUUCCUGUCGUUGGGUUUGAAUUUCUCCAGACGUCUGCUGGUUUACAUUCAGGUAUGCUACAGAGGAGUCAGAGGGUUAUAUGUGUGAAAUCCAUAGUCGUGGUAUGUGUCAUUUUAGAUUGUGAUAUCAGUAUGUAUCAUGAUAGUCGAUUGUCUGGCAACUCCACUGAGACAAUUCAGUCAAUUAAGUACUUUCACAAAUCCUGUAAACCCAGUACUGUCAUGAAGUGGUCAUGCCUAGAUUCACAGCACUGCCUGCAAUGUUCUGAAGUGACAGUUACCUGGUGUAAACAGUAGAGCAGAAUUUGUAAUGGUUGUCAAACUUUUAGAAAAUCACAGUAACAACCCUAUUAGCAGCUGGGUUUUGCUUUUCUUAUUUUACUGUCUUAUUGGAAUUUUACAGCUUAUAUAGAAUCUCAGUCGCACCAAAAAAUCGCUCAACCUGCCCUUUCCACACACUGUCACCCUUUACUUCCACAGGCAUUUCCACAGGUUUCAGUGGCGAUGCAGCAGCGGCUAUUAGAGUAUUUUCAGGUUUAGUUGAGUUCCUCAUGGUCGUGUUUGAUAUCGUUUUUGUUUCCAUGAAUGCAAAAACAAGGGAAGUAAAGCCCAGGUCAGAUUUAAGCAGAAUUAAGGUUUUGAAGCAGAUUUUUGUGUUUUUAAUUGUUAUUUGUGUUCCGUCACUUUUUGGUUAUAAAAAGUUUGCAUUUUAUUUACAACACUCUUUACAAACUGAAAUGUGAAAACAUCCCGUAUCAAUACGUUGUUGUGGUAAAUUGUGUUGAAAAGAGAAACAUGAACAGGCCCCAAACUGGACACAUGGGAUAGAGUGAAUGUUCUCACACGUCCCAUGCUUUUUUAACCUUUUGUCUUUGACUAGAAACCCAGUGUGUGUGGAUAAGAAGUUAUUUGGCGGUCUGUCAUUUAAAUUUGGCAUCAUGGACGCUUUGGUUUCCAGUGUAAUCUAGUUCUUUAUACCUAUGGUGCCUUGGAAUUGCUAGUCAGGUAAAACUUUGGCUCACGAUCAGCUGCUUUAUUUUCCUUUGGCUUGGCACUCCAAAUAUAAUGUCAGGGUACAUGCUCUCGAGGAUUUUGUUUGAUUUGAGAUUUUAUUUACAGUGUAAUUAUAGAUGAGGAAUGAUACCUGUUAUACAUAAUGUGUGCCCCCAAGAAAAAUAUGGUUUUCAGAAAUUCUCUCGUGAUCAUUAGGAAUAAGACAUGAACCAGUAUUUUUUACUGUGGACCAUUUACUUGUUGAUUAAAAUCACAUUUUAAAGGGAACUGAAGAUUGUUAGAACAGCUGCCAACCAAUGUUAAAGCAGCAAAGCUGUUAUUUUGCAGGGUUUAGGGCCAUUCUAGGUUCUAAACUGUGAUGGAUAGGAUUUGUUUCUUGUUGAGAAGUGAUCACUCUUAAUGUAAAAAUCACCCACAGGCCUUUGAGACGCAUAAUUGUGCCUGUGAUCAGAAGUGGAAUGUGAAAAAGAAUGAGUCUCCAGACAUUUUGAAACGUUUGUUCUAUGAACCACAGCUGAAUAUUGUAACUGUUGAUGUUUUUGCCCUUAAACUAAAGGUUCAAAUGCAGAAGCUGAGAGUUUUCUCAAGUCAUUCAUAUGUUGAACUGAACUGGGACCCUGAAUGAUUUAAGAGAAUCCUGUUUCUUUUUAAUUGUACUACCUCAUGUUUCUGCACAUUUUCACCUUUCCUUCACUGAGCCAUUGUUUCAUUUUCCCAACAAAGACAUUCCUCAGUAAGCGACAGAACCUGGCACAUUUCAGAGCGACAGCUUUCUGUUUCAUGUCAUCACAGUGUGUGUUGGCUGUGUGCAGUUUCCCUUUGAUUGGAAAUGCAUCAUAUGGGUUUGGAACAAGCAACACAGCUUUUGACUUGUGGUUUACACACCUUAGCUCAACAUGGGCCACGACGUACUUUGGUUAAUGUUUUGAACUUCAAUGAAAAAUGUACCUCAGUUCCUCACCUUUGUUUCACUAAUGUAUGAACAUUUGGUUGUGUGGGGUAGAAAUGAUAAUCUUGAACCGAAGAUAAGCUAAUGGUAGAGCCAAGCUUGAGAUGAUCAGCUGACACACUGUUUUAUUACAAUUUAUUCUGAUUUCUGAGGAAUAGCUUUUGUUUUACUUUAAUUUAGAUGAAUGUAUUUAAAAUGUCAAAAGAUUUAAGCAGCCCCUCAAAAUAUUCUCCUCCAUGUCCAUGCAGCUGCCUCUGGAUGGUUUCCUGUGGAGUUGAAUGUACCUGUAAAUGUGUGCAGGGACAGGGUGUUCGACUAAAUGACUAAUAGGUCACUUGUUUUACAUGCAACAGUCUUCUAUGCAACUCUGCCUCCCUGGACAGACUGUGGAACAAUCCGGGCCUGGCUGGUUUUGUUUUAGUCAGAUGACUUGACCCUUUAUUUCAACAGACUCUGCAGUCCUUGGUUGUACAUGUUUCUAAAGCCAUUUGCUUAAAUUAAGACAUGUUUUUUUGUUUUUUUUUAUUGUUGAAUUUGUACAUAUCAGGGCUCUGUUUCAAUAAAGGUUGGA